AUGAGAAACCCAACAGCAACAGCAACAGAAACAAACAAGAACAAGAAGAGUAAUGACAGUGGUGGUAGUAACAGCAAUAACAAUGGCACUGUUACUCCAUGUUGCAGCAAGGUUGGGUUGAAGAGAGGGCCAUGGACACCAGAAGAAGAUGAGGUGUUAGCGAAUUACAUAAAGAAAGAAGGAGAAGGGCGUUGGAGAACACUCCCCAAAAGAGCUGGACUUCACCGAUGUGGUAAGAGUUGUCGCCUCCGUUGGAUGAACUAUCUUCGCCCUUCCGUCAAACGGGGCCACAUCGCUCCAGAUGAGGAAGAUCUCAUCCUUCGUCUUCAUCGCCUUCUUGGAAAUAGGUGGUCUUUGAUUGCUGGGAGAAUUCCUGGGCGAACGGAUAAUGAGAUAAAGAAUUAUUGGAACACCCAUCUAAGCAAGAAGCUUAUUAGCCAAGGGAUUGAUCCCAGAACCCAUAAGCCUUUGAACCCACCUUCCGUUCCUUCUUCUUCUAUUUCUACUGUUCCAUCUUCUAAAUCUGUUCCUAUAAUUAUUGGGAAUCAUCAGAACCCUUCUACUCGUCAGGAUCUUAUUAUUAAUGUAAACCAAGAAAUUGAUCUUUUGGGUCAAUAUCAACAACUUCAAGGAGCUGGGAAUAUAGUAAAUAAUGAUAAUGCAUAUGGUGAUGACAAUAUUAAUCCAGCAACUACUGGCACCGACGAUGUUUCUGCAAUGGGUUUCAUUAACAAUGAGGAAUGCGAGGAUGAUAUCAAUGUGAAUUAUUGUUCUGACGAUGUCUUUUCUUCCUUCCUCAACUCUUUGAUCAACGAGGAUGCUUUUGCAUCUCAGCAGCACCACAUGCAAUCAGAACCACCCAAUGGGCAUGGCAUUCCACUGCCUAAUUCUGAUGAUCGUAUUCAGGAUCCUUUGAUUUCAAUCACCACUUCAUCUGCAACACAAGCAUAUGAUGAUGGACUUGGUGUUCUGUGGGAAUCGCCACUCAUGCCUGCUACUUUCAGUCAAAAUGACCCCAACACCAAGAGGGUUCUUGAUCAACCUGAAUAG
Molecule: messenger RNA, 1050 nt
Organism: Abrus precatorius (Indian licorice)
Lineage: Eukaryota; Viridiplantae; Streptophyta; Magnoliopsida; Fabales; Fabaceae
Product: transcription repressor MYB5
Exons: 2
Coding region: 1-1050 (349 amino acids)
Source: RefSeq, a predicted model, not a curated record